This is a messenger RNA of Lepisosteus oculatus (spotted gar), 7025 nucleotides long. It is a transcript of the gene traf5, whose product is annotated as Tnf receptor-associated factor 5. NCBI's taxonomy places the organism in Eukaryota, Metazoa, Chordata, Actinopteri, Semionotiformes, Lepisosteidae. Gene Ontology annotation, biological process: tumor necrosis factor-mediated signaling pathway; protein K63-linked ubiquitination; regulation of apoptotic process. Gene Ontology annotation, molecular function: thioesterase binding; zinc ion binding. The record is from RefSeq and is a predicted model, not a curated record.
UUUGCUUAUGCUUUUGCUUUUGAUUGAAAUUCCACUGUUCAUUUUUAUCCCAGUUCUGUUUUUUUUUUUUCUGUCAAAAGCGUUAGAGGUAUUUUUGAAGAAGAUUUUUAAGGCGGAACAGAUGGAAGUACCAUCGAAUUGAGUCGACCCCAUCAAAGGUUACUCUAAAAAAAACAAACCGGAGAAGUACUUAGACUUCCAGUUCUCAUUGGGAUACAGAACCUAAUCUUGAUCCAAGCCCUUUCAGCUUUGACUCUGUGAAGCGAGAAUGUCAUUUUAAAAUGCAUUUCCAUGAAAAAUAACUUUUAAAAGUUGUUGAAAUGCAGGACUGAAGUGCUUUUAUGGUUUUAUGACACUAAAGCUUUUGAUUUACUGAUGUCCCAGGCUUGAAUUUACCUGUCGAACUGUACCGUAAAGCAGCCUCAAUGACAUUCCUGGUCUUCACCACGUAUUUUAGCUAUGAGCUUCUUACUUUCUGUAACUAACAUGUUCCAAAGACGGUGGUCUCUGGACCGUUACUGAACCUUAGAUUAGUCGGUAGGCCUGGCUCAGUUUCUGUAUUCAAUUGUUACGGUGUGUAGCAUUUCAUAGUAUAGAUCUUGGAAUCUUAACAAGACUUGAACAUAAUAAUAUUAAGCUAGUUUGCUACACUGUGGUUAUGUAACUACCUCUCUGUCCUUAGGGAAAGAGACUGCGGGGGAAAACAUCUUUUACGUUAUUACUUUUCCGUACUUUGUAACUCUGUUUUAAGUGCUACUUAAAAUUUAAAAUAAAGGUCCCUGUACUGUACUUAGAAUAAACAGCACACAAUUUUUGAAAACCUCAAAAUGUAACUGCAAUAUAGGUUAUCUGUUUGUAUAUAGUGGAAGUACCCUCUGUUUAUAGUUAAUGUACUUUGCAAGGUGAAAGGCAUUAAAAAAGUACUUAAAUUGUAUGUAUUGUCUGUGCAUGUAUAAACUGUCAUGGUUUACUGCUAUUUGAUGGUUACAUCCAUUACAUGCUAGAUGUUAUAACAAUGCAUUAAACUAAGUAGUCUUUGCACUAUUGUUUUUUUAAUUGAUUUUUUUGUUACUGUAUUUCCUUUUAGCAAGUGCACUUUUUAAGAAAGCAAUCGAAUAUGACAAGUGCAGAAUGGGAUCUGUGCAGUGCUGGGAAGAGGGGGUUUGGGUGUAUAUGGUACUGCAGAGCUGACGGAGAGCACUAAUUGGGCAUGUUCGGUCAUAGGGGUUCAUGCUCCGUGUUAACGGCAGUACUUGUAUGUGAAUAAGCCCUGCAGGACGGACGCCAGCCCUGGAGUCUUUCCUGGUAGCACUGGGUGAAACUACACCUUGCAGCGUCCACACCGACCAGAGUGUGUUGUGGGCUGCUCACACUCGGGAGGGGACAAUUGAGAGAGGCCAGUUAAUGUCACCAGCCUGUCUCUGGGAGGUGGGAGAAACCCGGCCUCCUAGGGAAAGCCCAUGGAUACGCUGCGAGAUCCAUGCAGACUCCACACAGAGGGUCCCUCCAGUCCGGAAUCAAUCCCAGGGACGCGGAAGCUGGGAGACGGCAGUAUUAACUGCCACGGGACCCUGCGUCCUCGGCAUCCUCGAUUUAAUUUCAGUCAAGUUUGGCAAACCCUGACGCGUAGCUCCGAUUGCUGUGAUGUGUGUGUAAACCCAGAAUGUGUGCUGUCUUUCCUCCAGGCACUGAAAAGUCUUAAAACUGCAGGUCAGACUAGGUAGGUGACAUUUUCUGCGCUUUAAAAUGGAGCGGCUAAGAGUAUGCACGAUGUACUAUGCACGGCGUACGUUUUCACCACGGAGUUUUCAUAUUUUUGUUACCGAUUGGACGGGAUUUCUGUGCUUAUACUUUAUUCAGUACUAAACCAUUAUUUUGUAAAUCACUCGACCACUAUAACAAACGUGUACAGUGGUUUAUAAUCCUAUUGAUAGUGACAAUAACGUCGUUAAUAGCCAUGUGCUGCGCCACCUUGAUUAACCCGUCAAGCACCGAACGUUGUUAGUAAAUAUUUGCAAUAAGAGAUUGUGUUAAUCUUUUAAUACCGUUAAGAUCAAAAUGCAGAUUUUGUGAGGCAGAUGCGGUAAAUUCAAGCCAAGCUGUGUUAUUAGUUUACGGGUUGUCUCUAGAUGACAGGGUCUGCUAACAAUUGAUUGCCUGAUCUUUUUUUAAGGGAAAAAAACGUGUGCCCAUUGGUCGCGUGAAAAGAUGGUGAGUUUCCGAAAAUAUAGCAUUAAAUUCGGCAGAGCAACGAGGGCACUUCACCAGCUAUUUCAGUUCCUGGUCUUCACAGAGUGAGAAGUCGCUCUAUAUCCGACACGAUCACGUUGGACGACAAACCAAGCACCGGUAGAGGAAAAAGGCACUUCCUGUGACAUAUAGUGAUGAAAGAUGCUGUAGUGUAUGUUUAGUAUUAUUUUAAAAAGUCUAAAACGUGUGAGUGUGAACUAAUGUUUAACCAAUGCUUAUAGUAAUAACGUACCAUAUCUGUAUAUGCACAUUUUACGUGAAUUUCAACUAUAUUUUUAAAAUAAUUACGGGAGUCGUAUAUGUGUGCGUUAUAAUGUAGCGAUGUUUUAAAAUGGUUGCGUCUAUUUGAUGGUGUAUGUAUUAUUAGCGCGCGUCGGUCCUUUCAUGCUUUCAUGUCGUCAUCUUUGCUUAUAAAAAAAAAUAAUGCGUGGGUACGAGGGAAGACUAGGCGCUUCAUAAAAAGACGCCUCACACCUCCCUUAUAAAUUAAACGCUACAUGCGACUUCCUGCGUAGUUCCUCAGCGUUACAGCUGCGAGCGCAUCAGCGCGGAGAGGAGCCGAGGUCGCGGCGCAAGGCUGGUGUCCGGCUGAAGCACAGUGUUCCCGCCGCCUCUGCAGCCGGCAGGACAGGUGAGCCGGGGCAGCAGUCUCACAGGCGGGCACCUCGACGCGAAUUAAAGACGUCCGUCAGGCCCCGAUGGCUUCCGAAGAGAGCCCGGCCGCGGGAGGUCUGUCGCGCCAGAACUCCGGCGUCGCCGUGUCCGCGGAGUUGGACCCGGCGCUGCUGGCCCGGAACAUCCAGUUUGUGGAGAAGCUGGAGGAGCAGUACGUCUGCCCCAGCUGCGGACAUGUGGUGCUCAACCCCCACCAGACGGGCUGCGGGCACAUCUUCUGCUACCAGUGCAUCAAAGCUUUCCUGGAGAGCACCACAAUGCCUAAAUGCCCUAUAGAUAAUGCCUUGAUAAAGGCGAAUGAGGUUUUUCAAGAUAACUGCUGUAAAAGAGAAAUAUUGAACUUGGAAAUAUACUGUGCCAAUGCGCCGGACUGUACAUUGAAGGUGACCUUAGGGCGUUUGCAGGAGCACCUGAAGCACUGUCCAUACGAGUCCGUGCAGUGCACCAACAUAGGCUGCACGGACGUGAUGUUCCGCAUGGAUCUGAGGGAACAUCUGAUGAGCAUCUGUGCCUACCGCAUGGAAUCUUGUCCACACUGUGAGAAGCAUUAUAUGCUGAUUCAGUUAAAGGAUCAUGAAGACACCAACUGUCCGGACUUCAAAAUUCAGUGCCCCAACAAGUGUUCUCAGGUUAUAAAAAGACACAAGCUGAAAGACCAUUUUCAAGAAUGCCCCCAGGUUGAAAUCGACUGCACAUACAAGAAAUACGGCUGCUUUUUCAGGGAAAAACGAGUAAAUGUGGAGGCCCAUGAAGAUGUAGCUUUGAAAGACCAUCUGCUUCUUGUUUUGGAAAGUAACUUCAAGCUGGAAAAACAGAUAGACGAUCUCCAAAAGACUUUGCUCCUGAAGCACCACGAGUUUCAAGAAUUGACGAGUGUUGUCAACAACCUGGAGAAGGAAAUCAAGCCACUUAUACAGCAGGUGACCAAGACCGACAACAUGCUCUCCUGUGUACAGAGGUCACUUGAAGAGCAGAGGGACAGAGUGUCCAGUGUCCAGAUCCAGCUGCAGCAACUCACACGCGCUUUCAAUCAGGACCCCAUCCGCACGGAGGUGGGGCACCUGAAGACCUCUGUGGACAACCUGAAGCAGCAGGUCUCAGUGAUCGAGUCGCUGAAAGACCGCCUGAACGUCCUGGAUGAUCAGUACAAGCGGCACUCCCGGCUGCUGAACAUCCACAUGGAGCAGCUCAACCUGAACGACGAGAGGUUCCGGCAGCUGGAAGCCACGUCCUACAACGGGAAGCUGAUCUGGAAGAUCCAGGACUUCCAGAAGAGGAAGGAGGCGGCGGCGGAGGGCCGCGCGCCCUCCAUGUUCAGCAUGCCCUUCUACACCAGCCGCAGCGGCUACAAGCUGUGCGCCCGGGCCUACCUGAACGGGGACGGCGCCGGCAGGGGCACCCACCUGUCCCUGUACAUCGUGCUGAUGAGGGGAGACUUCGACUCCCUGCUGCCCUGGCCCUUCCGGCAGACCGUGACCCUCAUGAUCCUGGACCAGAGCGGCAACAAGAGCGACAUCCUGGACUACUUCAAGCCCGACCCGGCCAGCAACAGCUUCCGCCGGCCCACCGGCGAGAUGAACGUGGCCUCGGGCUUCCCCUGCUUCGUCUCGCACGCGGACUUGGAGAACCCCAAAAACGGCGUCUACGUGAAAGACGAGACCUUGUUCGUGAAGGUCAAGGUGGACACGACGGGGAUCGAGGACCUGUAGGGGCUGGGGGCUUCCCCUGGAGCCGACACCCACGCCGUCUGCCCCUCUUUCUGGUUACUGUCCGCAAGGGAUUGAAUUUAAUUGAACCGAAAAGCUCGUGCUGCUAAAACGCCCAACGUGUCUGUAGCACAGCCUCAGUACAGGUGGCUCUGAAGCGAGGGCCCCUGUUUGCCGAGUCCUGGGCUUUAUCAGCUCAUUUGCAUGUCAGCAUUGUUCUGAAGGCACACCUGCUGUGUCCACUGGCGACAGUAACUGAACACGAUUUGUCGCGGCGCUUCAAUCUGAAACAGCUUGGCCUGGCAGCAAAGACGUAUCUAUUUGCGAUCUUUAGGGUUCGGUGUCUAAAGACUUAAGGCUUUCAGGUGCUAUUCACAUGAACGAUCUGAUAGCAUCACUUCUUCAGAGGCUUCAAUACACUUGCUACCACAUACAGUUGUGUAUUUGUGAUGGUCCAUAGCUGAAGGUGACCCUUUCCAUUGAUAUCUUUGGCUUUUUAAUUUAGGUUGGAAGUAACUAUUUUUCCUUUUUAUUACAAGUCAGCAUUGAAUAAGCUGCAUUGCUGAAGCUAAAAUUUGUAUCGGAUAUUUAACAGACAAUUCUACAGUACGUACGAGACAAGAAGUAAUGGACAAAGUAUGUCGUACUGGGAACAGUGUUACAGAGAAGGAGUAUCAGCCUCAUGACAUCAUAAAAAGCUCUUUCUGGUGAUUUUCUUCUAAAUGAGGAACAGUACACUUUCAUAACAAAAAAGGAUCGUUUUAGUUUUUUAGUUAUGUCUGAAAUAGUUGUUGUGGUUCUACUGUGACUGAGUUGUCCAGAAUAACUCAUAAUGUGUAAUAUCUCACUUUGUGCUACAGACACAGAGUAUAACCUCCAGUAAACCACAUGAGAAGUCGUUGUCUGUGAUCAGUCCUGGCCUUGACAGCUUUACUUUUGUUGCAAAUUAGUGAAAAGCUUUUCUGCUUUAUUUAAACACAGGGAAGUGUUUAAAAACCUGCUUAUCUACUGUGGAAUCAUCUCAUUUCCCUUCUCAACUUUCAAAUGUUGUAUGUUCUGUAACUCCUAAGUAGGAAUUUGUUGUCAUUAUUGGCAUGGGUUUGAACAUUACAGAACAUUUUUUAAAUGCUUCAUUGUGUGAGUGUAAUCAGUAGAUUUCAUACAAAACUACAGCUUCCUAAAAAAGGAUUCAAAUACUGUAUAACCUGUGCCACCUUUUUUUGAUAGGUAUUUAAGACUUUUUACAGUUGAGAAGAAAACUAUAAGAUAAAUUAUAAAUUAUAUAUAUUUUUAUUUGUAUUUAGAAUGAUUGUCAGCAGAACAUUUCUAUAUGAAAGGCAAGCAUUCAAAAUGCUUUUCAUACUACAAGGUCAAAAGCAUUCUGUUGCAAAUCUGCUUACUAGGUUACUAGUUUCCAUUAACUGCAGCGAACCACAGACUGCUAAAAAAAAAGGAAAUGGGACAUUUUUUAGUCACUCAUUCCAUUAACGCCUGUGUUAGUCCUGUGCCUGUACAUUGUGAUUGGCUGAUUGUGUAUUUCUACCCUUAUUUUACUACUGCUGAUUCAUAUCUUAAAAGGAAGCAGUGCUUAAGUUGCCCGCCACUUAAAGGUUAAAUUGCUAAAAUAUGGAAAAAAAUUAAAUCUGGCACCUAUAUUUCAAUAUUUUGUUUUGCUGUUAUGUUCUCCCAUGUCAUGCAGACUGUUUUAAGUCAGGAUUUCUGGGAUACGCAAAAUGUGUCUAGAACAACAGUUCUUUGAAGUGUAUUGCUACGUAAGACAUCAGUUGAAUGCCUUUAUUUGACUUCUUCUCUGGCAGAUGCUCCCGAGAGCCAUGCACUCACUGGCAAUGCAGGUUGGAGUAGAAGGGAUUUCAUGCUGUCCUGAUGACUCCUGUGUGCUCAUUCACUUUUUAUAGCGCUUAAGAGACACAUAUUUGCAUAUUACUAAACUCUUAGAACGCAGCACCAAGCGAGUAGGACAUGGGACACAUAAGCAGUAUUACUUUAAGCUUUUGCAGAGGUGGCAUACUCUGACCCCCAAUUACAAACCACGAGUAUCGUCCAGCUUUGUCUGAAGCCUGUGAGUUCAUGCACAGCAUGUACAGUAUACCUUUAAAUUGUGGACCAGUAGUUCAACCAACACUUUCUAGUUUUUGCUUUGUGUUUUAGCUCCUGGAAGAGUGCAUUAGUAAUGGUCAUUUUAAUCACAUACCCCCAGACAGUUUUCCAUGAUGCUUACUUCACAGUGAACGCUUUUCUUAUUCACAUUACUGCUGCAAUUUGUGUAAACAAUGUUUGCUGAAUUGGAAUAUGCAUUCUUAUUGUGGUUGCUGCAUUGACAAUGUAUUAGCAUUACAGCUUUUUUUAAAAAAUAAAGGCGAUCUAUUUUUGUAA